Molecule: messenger RNA, 684 nt
Organism: Ipomoea triloba (trilobed morning glory)
Lineage: Eukaryota; Viridiplantae; Streptophyta; Magnoliopsida; Solanales; Convolvulaceae
Product: cysteine protease-like
Exons: 5
Coding region: 1-684 (227 amino acids)
Biological process (GO): proteolysis
Molecular function (GO): cysteine-type peptidase activity
Source: RefSeq, a predicted model, not a curated record
AUGGCUUUUAAUGGAGUUGAAAACGUAGAGUAUGCCUUUACUCACACAGAAAAUCCAAAGUUAAAAUUACUAGAGGUGUUUGACCAAAAAUAUUUAGGGGGUUGCUUGGUAUUCCAAUCCAGAGAACUUAUGGGGAUAGUGUAUGCACUGGAACAUAACAAUUCUGAACACAUCAUGCUCUCAGCACAAGAACUUCUAGACUAUUUGCCCAAAAAAUUUUCAGAAAAGCACGGGCGUGAAGAUGUCACAGCCCCAUUUUCAGCUCCAACCAGAUUUAUUAGGGAAUAUCUCACCAAGUAUGGUAUUUGCACGGAAACUGAUUAUCCUUUCAUAGGCAGGCGAAGCCAGGAGGAUGAAAUAAAAGAAGUUGAUUUGUUAUUAAAAUAUAAAGCCAGUAGAGUUAUCAGAACAAAGAACUCACCAACAAGGGAAGCCUUCAUACUUGGAGAAAUUCAAAAACAUCCUUUGAUUGGACUUUUGCAUUCUGAUCAACUUUUGUCCUAUCUCAAAAAGGGACAUGCUGUUAUGAUUACUGGUUAUGGUGUUGUAAAUGGAAUCCCCUGCUAUGAAAUCAAGAACACUUGGGGUAAUGCAUGGGCAAACAGUGGUUUUGGCCUGGUCAGAAGAGAUGCAAUUCAUGCAUUUUUGUCUUUUGAAGGAGUGCACAUCGAAGCUCCUUUAUGA